UUAGGACACACUAUGGUCUCAAUCGCUAGUAAAAAAUCUUCAAGACAAAAAAUAAUGCAUUGUCACCAACCUGUUAAAAACAUUCAAUUAUUAUGAAAUGGCUUAAACCUCCAAGAAUACCCUAUAAAUCAGUUCUGUAAACUCAAACAUUGCCACAGAUUUCUGCUGAAGAAGUCAGGCAGAGGGUGAACAAGUUUCACUUCCGGUGUUUGAGUGCCUCUUAAAGUCUAUUUGGUAUUUGUGGUUUACAUCAUCAGGUCUGACAAGAAGCACGCUCACCUUGUAAAAGAGGAAGUGCAGAGCAGUUUUCUCUUGGCAGAAGAAGCAGUUUCAGAUCAGAGCGGCAUUUCUUCUCUUCUGUUCUUUUUCCUGGUGUCUGGUCAUGGAUCUGCUUUGGAAGAUCCUGCUGGUGUGUUUGGCGUGUGCUGAGGCGGAGAACCUGACUGUGGUGCGUGUCGAGCUGGGUAAAAAUGUCACCUUAAACUGCUCCAUACCGAAAGAUACCGUCCACUGGUACACUGAGAUAAGGAGUCAGGUCAGAGGACUCAUCGCCAAGACUUUCACCUCAGAUUCAGUAGAUGCUACAUUCAUCGCUUAUACGACUUUAACAUCCAAAUAUAUCGCCAUGGGAAACAAAUUGGUGGUCACCAACAUCACAGCCGAGGAUUACAGGCUUUACUACUGUGGCCGGAAGAUGAAUGACAAUAUAACUUUUGCAGACACUUUCCGCCUUGUCUCAGUUGCUUCAUCCAACAACAACACUGAAGCAAACUGCCAGCAGCACCUGAACGCAAUAUGGCAGAGUGAGCCUGUCUUCUACAGCUUGUUGGCCCUGAUCUCCCUUCUCUUCUCUGUGAUAAUAAGUUUACCGUUCACCUCUGAGACCCCGGAGGCGCCACAGUUUACAGAAUGUAUUUACUACGAAGUUGGGCUUUCUAAAUCCACAAGCCACAAUACUGAACAUGCGGGACACGUGGAAGAAAACACGGAAACCUGACAAGCUGUUUUGUGGACUUCUGAGCAUUUCCAUUUCCUGAAGCGAGCUCUGCUGGACAGACCCAAGUGGAGGCGUCUCUCCAGUUUUGGUUUUCCUGAUUUUAAUUAUGUAAAUAUUCAAUUUCAGUACAGCAUUGGUAUCAUUACUGUGGGUGGAGCAGGUUAUGAAACUACUGUGUGGUCAGAUGGUGGCAGGAUGAACAAGCGGAGGAAAGUUUUUGUUUUGUCUGAACAGCUGAGGUCCAGUGACGCUGACAGUCUUAUGACUCAUGUAACGUCUAACACCAAUGUACUAACUGGUCUUCAUGACUUAGGAGGACAUUACAUUAAUUUGGGUGUUUGCUUGUUUCUAUGUUUUAUUAUUAUUAUCAUUAUUAUAAUUCUUAUUAUUACUAUUUUUUUCUUUUUCUUUCCUUUUUUAUGUGAAGCACUUUGUGUUACAUUUCUCUUGUAUGAAAAGUGUUAUACGAAUAAACUCUGAUUGAUUGAUUGA
Molecule: messenger RNA, 1489 nt
Organism: Centropristis striata (black sea bass)
Lineage: Eukaryota; Metazoa; Chordata; Actinopteri; Perciformes; Serranidae
Exons: 5
Coding region: 383-997 (204 amino acids)
Source: RefSeq, a predicted model, not a curated record